Plenodomus lingam JN3 is the source of this 633-nucleotide messenger RNA. It is a transcript of the gene AMT13, whose product is annotated as Thioredoxin amt13. Gene Ontology annotation, cellular component: cytosol. The record is from RefSeq and is a predicted model, not a curated record. Gene Ontology annotation, molecular function: protein-disulfide reductase activity. NCBI's taxonomy places the organism in Eukaryota, Fungi, Ascomycota, Dothideomycetes, Pleosporales, Leptosphaeriaceae.
AUGGUGGGGCGAGGGCGGCCGGCUGCUCGGCGGGGGGGGGCAAUCACGUCAUCUUCCUACCUAAACCCACCUUUGGGUGCUGGCCUGUACAGUAAUCCAUCCUCCAUCCUCAUCAGUAAGCAGAAACGGCAAGCACAGUACGUUCAAGACUCCUCAAAAGCUCCCCCACCUAGUCGUCUGUCAUUGCAGGCAUACAAAUUCCUCAACCCUCAGCGCUCCUCUUCCAUCAACCCCACCUCGACCUCGAAUCUUUACCCGCCACUCUUCCCCCAAAAGUUCUUCUCCUCCACACCCAAAAUGGCCGACGAAAAGAAGGGCGUCCACAAUCUCCAGAGCAAGACGGCAUUCGACGAGGCACUGAACGUCAAGGACAGCCUCAUGGUGCUCGACUGCUUCGCCACAUGGUGCGGUCCCUGCAAAGUGAUUGCUCCCCAAGUAGUCAAACUAUCGGACAAGUAUCCCAACGCCCGCUUCUUCAAGCUUGACGUCGACGAGGUUCCCGAUGUUGCCCAAGAACUCGGAAUCCGCGCCAUGCCCACCUUCCUCCUGUUCAAAGGCGGCGACAAGAUUGCCGAGGUCGUUGGCGCCAAUCCCAAGGCUCUCGAGGCCGCCAUUCAGUCCAACUAUGAGUAG